CAAAAGUACUUCAGCUCUGAAAAUAAGCAUCUUCUUCCUCAUAAUUCAAGCCGUCGCAAUGGCUUCACUGAAGUGUCUCAUCGUCCUCUGCAUGCUUCAUCUGUGUGUUCGAAACAUUCAGGGACAGGUGAACCCUGCUGCCCUUGCUAAAAUGAUCCGAUAUUUUGAUGACAAUGUCCAGCCAAAGACCAAGAUAGGAACUGAUGCUCAGUAUGCAAUAGCAAUCAGUGUCCCACAGGAUCUGUGUACAAAUGAACAAUCUCAUAUUGAGAAUGUGUUCAGCAGGGAAGAGGCACAAUACGUAAAAGAUUUUAUCACUGAAGGAAAAACAUGUGUACGCUGCUCAGCAUCACAAAAUGUCACUGCUACGAGGCCAAAUGUAGUCACAGAUGAACAUUCUGAGCAUAUUCUGCUCUUUCCUCCAGGUAAUUCUCCCUUAGACACACUUCUAAAAAAUACAGAUCAAAACAACUGUGUAGUUUUCUAUUCUUACAACUCACCUUGUGUGAAAAAGUGCAUUAAGAGUGCUGACAAUAUUUUUCCGGGCCUUGAAAACUGGGAAAAUGUUCGAAAAGGGGGAAUGAAUGUUUUUGUCUUUGGAAAGCUCUGGAAGGAUGCCAAGAAGGAAAUUGCCAAUGAUUUCCUAAUGAUUAAUAAGCUAGUGCGUCUUUAUCGGUGUAUGAGUACAAAUGUAAUGGAAUGUCAGAAUUGUGUGAAUGGAAACACUGCAAAUCCUUUCUGUCUGCCUGAAAACAAAUCAAUACUUUUGUAUUUCCAAGAAAUGCUUUUGUCAAUGAUCGAAUUGUAUCUUUCAUAAACCUCUUU
Messenger RNA from Sinocyclocheilus anshuiensis, 825 nucleotides. RefSeq lists its product as uncharacterized. Lineage: Eukaryota; Metazoa; Chordata; Actinopteri; Cypriniformes; Cyprinidae. The record is from RefSeq and is a predicted model, not a curated record. The transcript has 3 exons. Bases 59 to 817 code for a protein of 252 amino acids.